Molecule: messenger RNA, 2037 nt
Organism: Aspergillus welwitschiae
Lineage: Eukaryota; Fungi; Ascomycota; Eurotiomycetes; Eurotiales; Aspergillaceae
Product: putative succinyl-CoA synthetase subunit alpha
Exons: 9
Coding region: 1-2037 (678 amino acids)
Biological process (GO): tricarboxylic acid cycle
Cellular component (GO): mitochondrion; succinate-CoA ligase complex (ADP-forming)
Molecular function (GO): succinate-CoA ligase (GDP-forming) activity; succinate-CoA ligase (ADP-forming) activity
Source: RefSeq, a predicted model, not a curated record
AUGUCCCGCCUAGCUUCAUUAUCUGCGUCAGCGCGAAGGCAUCUCGUCCGUGCAUCAGUGAGACAAUCACAGGGGUUCUCGACCUCGUCCAAAACCUGCAGUUAUGCGGACACGCUACCGAAUUUAAAGAUAGGAGCUCACACGCGGGCCACUGCCAACGUCAAGGAGUCGUUAGAAUGGGGCACGAAAAUUGUUGGAGGCGUUAAGCCGGGCGUCGAGGGAGAGCAUCUCGGCCUUCCGGUGUUCCCAUCUGUAAAAGCGGCACAAGAGAGAGCGAAACCGGACGCAUCAGCGAUCUACGUGCCUGGUAAUCAGACUGCAAAGGCGAUUGAAGAGGCGAUAGAAGCAGAAAUUCCGCUUGUUGUAGCAGUGGCGGAACAUGUUCCCAUCCAUGAUAUUCUUCGAAUCCACUCCAUGCUGAAGACCCAGUCAAAGACGAGAUUGGUCGGAGCCAACUGCCCGGGGAUCAUCUCUGCAAUUGGCAAAUGCCGAAUCGGAUUCCAGCCUCUGCCCUGCUUCGCACCCGGCAAUAUUGGCAUUGUUGCGAAGUCAGGGACUCUGAGCUAUGAGACUGUCGCGUCCACAACGCGGGCAGGUCUGGGGCAAAGUCUCUGUAUUAGUAUGGGAGGUGAUGUUCUAGCGGGAACUAAUUUCGUCGAUGCACUGAAGAUCUUUGAAGACGACCCUGACACCGAUGGGAUCAUCCUGGUUGGUGAGAUUGGUGGCACGGCAGAGAUCGAUGCAGCGGAGUGGAUCAAAGACUACAAUCAGAGAACUGCUAAUCCUAAGCCGAUAAUGGGCCUCGUUGGAGGCUUGCAUGCUCCUCCUGGGCGGAUCAUGGGCCAUGCAGGUGCUUGGACAGCGAUUGGGGAGCCUGGCGCCAAGGCCAAGUAUGAAGCGCUCGAACGCGCCGGCGUAGUGAUGGUCAACCAUCCUGAGAAGUUUGGAGAGGGAAUGAAGUCUCUUCUGGGAACUAGGGGGCGUGUGGGCACUACUUCUAUCAAUGGCGGGAACCAGCGGCGAGGCUUACAUACAAUGAAGCGCAUCAGACCAAACCGUUAUGGAGUCUCUCAGUCCCAGCAAGCCCGAAGCCUUUACAUUAAGCCGUUCCAAGCCCUCGAUAUGCUCAGAAAAGAAUCAAUUCCUGUCAAGGAGGCUGCACCCUCCGAGUCAGACUUCUUCUUGUCCCUCACCGUUGAUAGGACAGCAUUGUCUCCGUGUAUUCUUGCCUCCACAUCCGCUGGGUUCGAACCAGCACAGACGGGCCGGUUCCCAUUUGCAUACGAGGGCACGGACUUUGGCAGCACAACCCUCCUGGUUGAAACAGUUGCCUCCUACCUGCAGCUUCCCGCAACGGCACACGACAACCUGGCGCAGCUGUUGCAGGGAUUAUGGCGGGUUUUCAAGGAAAAGGAGGCGUACCUCCUGGAAGUACGUGCCAACGCCACAAGCGCCUUCGAAGUCCGCGACGCCCGCUUUGCGUUCGAUGACGCUGCCUUUCGGAGCUCAGGGCGCCAGGAAGACGUACAGCAAUUGCGAAACCCAGCCGAGGAAGUCCCUGAGGAAGUCGAGGCCGAGAAGGACGGCAUUGUCUACGUCAAACUAGAAGGGAAAGGAAGCAUCGGAACACUAGGUUACCAUCCCACUGACCUCGUAGUGAACGGCGCGGGUUUGGCAAUGAAUACGGUGGACGCGCUGACGAUCCAUGGCGGACACUGCGCGAACUUCCUGGACACGGGCGGCAAAGCCACGGCGGAGACAGUCAAGUCCUCAUUUCGGAUCAUCACGUCGGACCGACGCGUGAAAGCGAUCUUCGUGAACAUCUUUGGGGGGUUGACACGGUGCGACAUGAUCGCGGAAGGGAUCAUCCUAGCAUUUCAGGAGAUGGAGAUGACGGUGCCGGUGGUGGUGCGACUGCGCGGGACGAACGAGGAGCGUGGGCAGCAGAUGAUCGCGGAAAGUGGAUUGCCACUGGAGGCAUAUGACAGUUUUGAAGCAGCAGCAAAGCGAGUGAUUGAAUUGGCCGACACACAGUAG